GGGUCGCACCUGACGGCUGUCGUGAAGCAGCGGGAGGAGAACGAGGGAAGGAGAUAGGGGGGAGUCCAGGCCCGGGCCACCCCCGGGCCCGCGGGGAGUUGGCGCUGCGCCCCCCCACUCCGCCCCGCCGCGCUCCGCCCCGCCGCAGCUGGAGGCGGCAGCAGCAGCCGCAGGAGGAGGUGGAGGCGGCGCCGCCGCCGGCUAUGUAGGGCCCCGGUGCGGGCGGAUCCGGAGGCCGCUGCCCGCCUCUGGAGCGCGGCGCCGGGGCCGGGCCCGGCGGGAUGUUCUCCAAGAAGCCGCACGGGGAUGUGCGGAAAUCCACGCAGAAGGUGCUGGACACCCGCAAGGACCCGCUCACCCGCCUCAAGCAUCUGCGCGUCCUCAUCGAGAAUGCAGAAUCAAUUGAUCUCAAACAGUUUUUUGAUCUACAUUUCUCACAUAUAUAUUAUGUGUUCUUUGAAAACUUUGUGACUAUUGAAGUAGGUCUGAAACAAAAAGGUCACAAGUCUCAGAGAGAAGAAUUAGAUUCUAUUCUUUUUAUUUUUGAGAAAAUAUUGCAACUCCUUCCAGAAAGGAUUCAUCAGAGAUGGCAAUUUCAUAGUAUUGGGUUGAUUUUAAAGAAGCUUCUUCAUACUGGAAAUUCAUUGAAGAUACGUCGAGAGGGCGUGCGUCUCUUUCUGCUGUGGCUGCAAGCACUUCAGAAUAACUGCAGUAAAGAACAAUUAUGGAUGUUUUCUUGCUUAAUUCCCGGAUUUUCAUCACCGCAAUCUGAAUAUGGUCCUCGAACACUAGAUAAUCUUAUUAACCCUCCUCUUAAUGUUCAAGAAACUCAAGUGACUAUAGAGGAAAUCACUCCACUUGUUCCUCCUCAAUCUGGAGAUAAAGGACAAGAAGACUUAACAAGCUAUUUCUUAGAAGCGCUUUUGAAAUACAUAGUAAUUCAGGUUAAGAGCUUAGAAUGGAAGAACAAGGAAAACCAGGAAAAGGGAUUUUCAUUUUUAUUCUCAAAUUUUAAGAAAUAUUACUUACCUUCUAUUUUCCCAAACAUCUGUAAGGAGACCAGCUUAUAUAACCCUUUACUUGAUAUACCACAGAUGAGACCAAAGCCACACUAUGUAAUGGUUAAGAAAGAUGCUGAAACCAAUGAGGCAAUAUAUUGCACAAAAGAACCUUUUAUUAAGGCUCGUGUUAUUGUCAUUCGGUGGUUGGUGUCUUUCUGGCUUGAGCCAAAACCCCAUACAGGACCUCAUAUUCCUGGGAUAGAAGGUGAAAAUGUGCCAAAGAAUAUUCAGAGAGCAGCUGCUAGCAUGGCUUCAAGAGAAGACAGCAAAAAUGACAAUACUGACAAACAGGAUAGAAACGCAGAGCCAGAACAAUCUCAUUCUAAUACAAGUACUCUAACAGAGAGAGAACCAAGUUCUUCUAGCCUCUGCAGCAUUGAUGAAGAACAUUUAACUGAUAUUGAAAUUGUCCGCAAAGUCUUUUCUUCUAAAAGAAGUAAUGUUAAUUUUCUAACUGAGAUUUUUCGACAGGCAUUUCUGUUGCCAAUAUGUGAAGCGGCUGCCAUGAGGAAAGUGGUAAAGGUAUAUCAGGAAUGGAUUCAGCAAGAAGAUAAGCCUUUAUUUAUGAAAGAAGCUGAAGAAGUAAUGCAAUGUGCAACUGUAGAUUGUGAUGAAAAUGUUGUAGACCACAAUUCAUCAGAGAAAGCAAAAGAAAGAGAAGAGGAAAAAGCUAUAAACUCCAGUCACGUUAGAAAUUCAAACUGGGCAAGAAAUGGCUGUUACCAAGAGACUUUGCAUAAACUGUCUGAGACUGAUACUGAAGAGCAAAAUGUGCGAGCUGGAGUGCAGUCAGUAUUACAGGUUUUUAUAAUAAAUUCCUCAAACAUAUUCUUUCUUGAACCUGCAAAUGAAAUUAAAAUUCUGCUGGAUGAACACACUGAUAUGUGUAAACGCAUUCUUAAUAUCUAUCGUCACAUGGUAGUUCAAGUUACUAUGGACAAGAAGACUUGGGAACAAAUGCUACUUGUGCUGCUCAGAGUUACUGAAUCUGUGCUGAAAAUACCACCCCAAACCUUCUUGCAGUAUCAAGGAAGAAAAAACUCCACUUUAGCAGGAAGACUUGCAGGACCUCUUUUCCAGACUCUUAUAGUAGCUUGGAUCAAAGCAAAUCUAAAUGUGUACAUCUCUCGAGAACUUUGGGAUGACUUACUGUCUGUCAUGUCAUCACUGACAUACUGGGAAGAGCUGGCCACUGAGUGGUCACUGACAAUGGAGACACUAACUAAAGUGUUAGCUAGAAACCUGUAUAGUCUGGACCUCAGUGACCUGCCAUUGGAUAAGUUAAGUGAGCAGAAGCAGAAAAAACACAAAGGCAAAGCAGUUGGGCAUGAAUUCCCCAAGUCUUCUGUGGAUAAGUCAUUUUCUAGAGGCUGGAGCCGUGAUCAGCCUGGACAGGCACCAAUGAGACAACGGAGCGCUACAACCACUGGAUCUCCAGGAACUGAAAAGGCAAGAAGCAUAGUACGGCAGAAAACUGUUGACAUUGAUGAUGCUCAAAUUCUUCCACGUCCACCUCGAGUCAGACAUUUUUCACAGAGUGAGGAUGCUCCAAGUGAAGUUUUUGGUGCAUUAAGUGAGGAGCAACCACUGCCACGAAGUAGCAGCACCUCUGACAUCCUGGAACCAUUUGCAGUUGAACGAGCCAAAGGUGCAGUUCCUGUCAUUGACAGUUCACCCCAUCAUGCUCCAAGUUUACAGAGUUCCACUGAGACCUCUUCAAUGCAUAGAUCCACUGAAAGCCAUAUUACUGAUUCAAAUAGCAGAGAGUCCUCCUUGGAAGUUGGGGAUAGUAUUUAUGACCAUCUUUGUCAUUUAAUAGGGCCAGUAGAAUUUGCAAACACAACCUUUGAACAAAACCAGUAUGUUGACCUUGAAGGUGAAGAUGAUCUUCUUUCCUCUCUGAGAGAAUAUCUUAAAGAAAAAGAAGAACUUUGCGGUAACUUUGAGAUAGAUGAAUGUGAGGCUUCUGCUCACGAAGGUGAUACAUCAGUAAAUAGGAACGAUAGAUUACCACUGGAUGGAUUAGAAAAUAGUGAUCAGACUGGUCAAUGCACGAAUAGCAUCACUGUUACAGAAAGACCUGAUAACCCCGAGCUGCACCUAGAACAAAAUCAAAGUGGCUUUAUAAGUAAUAUUGCACCUACUCAAAUAGACAUUUUUGCAAGAAAUGAAGCACUCGAUAAAGUCAGACAGUUAAAUAUUGAUAAAAAAUGUGAAAGUCUGUUUGAUCAUGGGCCAAGUAGUCCUAGCAUCAAAGAUGGAAAAAGAUAUCUGUACAGGCAAGCAGCCACUGAAGCUGAUAUAGAUUCAGCUGUGGAAGAAGCAUUAGCUGAAAAGCAGAGAAGUGCUCAGUUUAAUGAAAAAAUAACCGACUCACGUGUUAUGCAUGCAAAGAAAAUCCUUCCUAAAGCACAAGUUAAUCCUCAAAUGCCUCACAUCACAGGUACAAGCAAGCUGUCACCAACUAAAAGGAGUAUAUCUGAAACAGUAACUCACAGGGCUAAAAUCAUGAAAAUAACAACUAAAAAAAGAAAUAGCGUUCAUGUAACUUUUAGACCAUCUACAGAAUCAGUUCAAUUUUACAAUCCUCUUGAGAACAAAGAGGCUGCUUGGAAAGCAAGACUUCGUAAACUUAGUGGCUUCAGUAGUAGUGGUAGUGGUAGCGGCAACAGCAGUACCAGUACAAGCACCAGCUCAUCAGCUGCCACGGAGCUGGUUAGACCUGGAAUAUAUAGACCUCUAGAUGCAAUCAGUGCUGCUUCACUUAGUAGCAAGCAAAGUAAAGAAAUUAUGGAAACUCAAGCAGCCGUGCUGCAAAAGGAAGGCAUUGCAGUUAAUCAGUUCCACAGUCGUAGUGCAUUUAGAUCAUCAGGUCAGGAGUCAGCGCAACAGCAGGGCUCCCUGGGUGGUGUUUAUAAAACUGUUGUACAUGCUCUUUCGAAGCCGAAGGCAAAUGUUUCCCCACAGAGGCAGAACAGAAUGCCAGCAGAGGCUCCACUGAGGGAUCUGUACAGUCAUGUAAUGGGCUAUUUUGGAAGGAAAGCUGCAGCUAAUAGAGAGGACGUGAGUCAAAAGCUGCACCCUAUUGAUAGUGAUAUUGGCAGUAGCAAUACAAAUGUUCCUGACCUCAUGGAUGAAUUUAUAGCUGAGAGACUCCGCAGUGGUAGUGCACUGAAUGUGACAAGACGAGGAAGCAGUCCUGGCAGCCUGGAAGUUCCAAAAGACCUUCCUGAUGUAUUGAACAAACAGAACCAAAUGCGUCCUAUAGAUGACCCAGGCGUGCCUUCUGAAUGGACAUCACCUGCUAGCGCAGGCAGCAGCGACCUCAUCAGUUCAGAUAGCCACUCGGACUCGUUCAGUGCUUUUCAGUAUGAUGGACGCAAGUUUGAAAGUACACUUACAGCGACUAAGCAGAAUACAGGACAUGCAAUAGGAAUGUCUUCUCCAGAAGUUCAGUCGCAGUUUUGUGACAGAAAUGAGAAUGUCCAUAAUAGCCAAUUACUUUCUGCUUUUACAUCUUAUGUAAAUUGUGCAACAGUGUGUUGGAAGCAUAGGAGGUGUACAUACAAGUUUUACAUGGAGGAUUUUGGAGAUUUCAGCUUUGGAACAGAGGCAGGGACACCAGCUUCCACUGAUGCUGAUGCAAUUUCAGGACAGCAACAGAGUGCUGAGGAACAAGAAGUAGCCAGUCUAACUACACUCCACAUAGAUUCGGAAACAAGUAGUCUCAAUCAGCAACCAUUGUCUGCUGAAGCUGCAACUGUUACUGGCUCUGAAAGUGCUUCUCCAAUCCAAUCUGCUCUUGGAUCCCGAUCACAGACACCCUCUCCUGCCACUCUUCAUGCAGAUCAUAUUGAGCAGAAGGAUCUGCAACUGGAUGAGAAGCUCCACCACUCUGUUUUACAGACGCCAGAUGACCUAGAAACUAGUGAAUUCCCCUCAGAAUGUUGCAGUGUUAUGGCUGGGGGAACACUUACAGGAUGGCACGCAGAUGUUGCUACCGUGAUGUGGAGGCGAAUGCUAGGAAUUUUAGGGGAUGUCAACAGCAUCAUGGAUCCAGAGAUUCAUGCCCAGGUUUUUGAUUACCUAUGUGAACUGUGGCAGAAUCUGGCCAAGAUAAGAGACAAUCUUGGUAUUUCAACAGAUAACCUCACUUCACCAUCUCCACCAGUUUUAAUCCCACCACUGAGAAUUCUAACACCUUGGCUGUUCAAGGCAACAAUGCUGACUGAUAAAUACAAACAAGGAAAGCUACAUGCUUAUAAACUCAUUUGUAAGACAAUGAAGCGAAGACAAGAUGUAUCUCCAAACAGGGAUUUUUUAACUCAUUUCUACAAUAUAAUGCACUGUGGACUUCUUCAUGUUGAUCAGGAUAUUGUCAAUACAAUCAUCAAGCACUGCUCUCCUCAGUUCUUUUCACUUAGUUUGCCUGGUGCCACCAUGCUUAUUAUGGAUUUCAUUGUAGCAGCAGGAAGGGUGGCAGCUUCUUCUUUUCUCAAUGCACCAAGAGUUGAAGCACAAGUUCUUUUAGGAUCUCUUGUCUGUUUUCCCAAUUUAUAUCAUGAACUACCAGCUCUUCACCCAAACAUUCCUGACAUAGCUGUGUCUCAGUUUACAGAUGUUAAGGAGCUCAUAAUUAAAACUGUGUUAAGUUCAGCCAGAGAAGAGCCAUCUGGUCCUGCACGAUGUGUUGCUCUUUGCAGCCUUGGUAUUUGGAUCUGUGAGGAGCUAGUUCAUGAAUCUCAUCAUCCUCAGAUCAAGGAAGCAUUGAAUGUGAUUUGUGUUUCUUUAAAGUUUCCAAAUAAAACAGUAGCUCAAGUUGCCUGCAGUAUGCUGAACAUGCUGAUACAUUAUGUGCAUAGACUUCAAGUGUAUCAAGCUGAUUCACCUUUAAGAAUUAUUCAAAUUCUGAUAGCAACGAUUACCCAUCUGCUACCUGGUACAGAAGCUUCAUCCUAUGAACAGGACAAGAGGUUGGUAGUUUCUUUACUUCUGUGCUUAUUGGAUUGGAUAAUGGCCUUGCCAUUAAAGACCUUGAUGCAGCCUCUUCAUGCUACGGGAGCAGAAAAUGAUAAGACUGAGAGAUCUGUUCUCAAUUGUAUAUAUAAGGUUCUACAUGGAUGUGUCUAUGGAUCUCAGUGUUUUAGUAACCCCAAAUAUUUUCCCCUAAGUCUUUCUGAUUUGGCAUGUGUGGAUUAUGAUCCAUUUAUGCAUUUAGAAAGCUUGAAGGAACCAGAACCACUGCAUUCUCCAGACUCGGAGCGUUCUUCUAAACUUCAACCAGUCACUGAAGUGAAAACUCACAUGCAACAAGGAUUAAUUUCUGUUGCUGCUCGUACUGUGAUCACACAUCUAGUCAACCACUUAGGCCACUAUCCUAUGAGUGGAGGACCUGCUAUGCUAACUAGUCAAGUGUGCGAAAAUAAUGACAAUCCAUACAGUGAAAGUCCUGAGCUUUCUCCUGAACUUUUUGAGAACCCAAACCUUCAAUUCUUUGUGUUAAACAAUACUUCCUUGGUGUCUUGCAUACAAAUCCAAGCAGAAGAUGACAUGCCUGGGGGAGGAUUAUCUGCUGGACUUGCAUCUGCUAACUCAAAUGUCAGAAUUAUAGUGCGUGAUCUGUCUGGCAAAUACUCGUGGGAUUCAGCCAUUUUGUAUGGACCGUCAUCCUUAUGUCCAUCUUCGCAACAAACAUCUUUUGCCCUUUCAUUAUCUCAACAAGAAAAAACUGAAGAUCCUCUCUCUUCUUUUGAGCAUGUGGAGGAUAUAUCUGCAAGGGAUGGAAUUACACUCCAAGUAAAAAGGAAAUUUAGAGACACUGUACCAACAUGGGAUACAAUUAGGGAUGAAGAAGAUGCCCUUGAUGAGCUCUUGCAGUAUUUAGGUGUUACAAGCCCUGAAUGCUUACAGAGAACUGGAGUCUCACUCAACAUUCCUGCUCCUCAACCAGUCUGCAUCUCAGAGAAGCAGGAGAAUGAUGUCAUCAAUGCAAUUCUGAAACAGCACACGGAAGAGAGAGAGUUUGUUGAAAAACAUUUCAAUGAUUUAAAUAUGAGGGCUAUGGAGCAGGAUGAGCCAACAUCGCAAAAGCCCCAGUCAGCAUUUUACUACUGCAGACUACUUCUCAGUGUACUGGGAAUGAAUUCUUGGGAUAAAAGAAGGAGCUUUCAUCUCCUGAAGAAAAAUGAGAAGUUACUUCGAGAGCUCAGAAAUUUGGACUCAAGACAAUGCCGAGAGACACACAAGAUUGCAGUGUUUUAUGUUGCUGAGGGACAAGAAGAUAAACACUCCAUUCUUACUAAUACUGGGGGAAGUCAAGCCUAUGAGGAUUUUGUAGCUGGCCUUGGCUGGGAGGUAAAUCUCACAAACCAUUGUGGCUUUAUGGGAGGACUGCAAAAAAACAAAAGCACUGGAUUGACCACUCCAUAUUUUGCUACCUCAACAGUAGAAGUAAUGUUCCAUGUGUCAACAAGAAUGCCUUCUGAUUCAGAUGAUUCUCUAACAAAAAAGCUAAGACAUUUGGGAAAUGAUGAAGUACACAUUGUUUGGUCAGAGCAUACUCGAGAUUAUAGAAGAGGAAUAAUUCCAACAGAAUUUGGUGAUGUUCUUAUUGUUAUCUAUCCCAUGAAAAACCAUAUGUUCAGUAUCCAGAUCAUGAAGAAGCCUGAGGUUCCAUUUUUUGGUCCACUCUUUGAUGGUGCUAUUGUGAAUGGAAAAAUUCUUCCUAUUAUGGUUCGCGCAACAGCUAUAAAUGCAAGCCGUGCAUUGAAAUCAUUAAUCCCUUUAUACCAAAACUUCUAUGAGGAGAGAGCGCGAUACCUGCAAACAAUUGUUCAGCAUCACCUAGAACCUACAACUUUUGAGGAUUUUGCUGCUCAGGUUUUCUGUCCAGCACCUUACCACCAUUUGCCCUCGGAUGCAGGCUCCUGCCCAGAGACUCAGCCGGGAGAGCCUCCAGCAGCAGCAGCAGCAGCGCAGGCGGAUGGAACAGACUUAGCCUCACCCAUGUCUCCUCGGACUAGCAAGAGCCGCAUGUCCAUGAAGCUGCGGCGCUCCUCGGGCUCAGCCAACAAGUCCUGAGGAAGGGAUGCCCGCAGCUUUCUGACAGCACUGCAGCCUGCAGCUGGAGGACAGCACCCGGCCCCCGCUUACCCUUCUGUGUGCUUGUUUUAAACAGUGACACUGGAAUUUUACUUUCAUAUUUUAGCUUUUUUUUUUUUUUAGUUUUUUUUUUUCUUUUAUCAAACUCCAGGCUUUUUUCUUUCUUUCUUUUUUUUUAUUACAAUUUUUUCCCCUUUUUUAUUUAGUGCAGCCUGCCCUCUGUACCUGUUACCACGCUGGGUGAUGGGGACACCUCCCCAGAAGUCCUUUUUAGCUCUGGUUGAUCUGAGUGACACACAAAUUGGAGACUGCCGUUUGGUUACACCAUAUUUAUUGUGCCCCACUGCAAUUUUCUCUGAAACAAAGAAAUAUGUACAAUUUGAAAAAUGAGUGUACACUUUUAAAUUGGAGUUGCAUUUGUGAAGUCUCUGUCAGAUGUCACAGUGCUAAUGCACGCCUGUGUGCAGAUUAUUUAUGUUAAGAAUAAAAUACUGCAACAGCCUUCCAGGAGUUACAGAGCCCAAACGGAGUAACUUGCGUGCAGCACCAGCUCCUUCCUCACAGAGCAAUGCGUCAUGUCAUAGCUGCGCAGGUGGUGCCAUAAUCUAUGCCAGAAAAGAUAAAAAUCACUGUGCUGAAGUUCUCCUUCUGCUUGGCUUCCAAAUAUUUUUAUAACGUUUGCUUUUCAAAGUGGUAUCAGUAGUCAGUGCCACUGAGUUCCAUGAGUUUUAGCCUUUCUCACUGGGCUGCUGGGCUAGAUGUGUGUCAUUGUUCCUUAAACAAACAAAGAAGCAAGCACUUUCCUGAUCUAAACUCGUUGCUCUGACGCUGUGUACUGCAGAAGCAAAGGGAACACGCUGCAGGACCAGACCUGCGGUGCCACUGAUUCGAGCCCAAAGCGCAGCACCGUACGCGCAUUCCACCCAUCCAGAGAUAUUUUCCUACCGGAGAUGAGAUGCUCACAUUUUGGGGCUGGCAAACAACAGAAUGCUGUUAACAAAAUGUAGCAUGGCAUCGGUACUAACUGCAUGUGUAAAUAUAUCAUAUGGGCAACAGUAAAAAUAUAAAUUAUGUAUUGUCAUUCAUGUAGUAUCUACAAAUUUGUAAUGGUUGAAGAGAAGACAUGCUAUUUAAUAAUACAAUAAAAUUAUUCUUACCACC
This is a messenger RNA of Numida meleagris (helmeted guineafowl), 9323 nucleotides long. It is a transcript of the gene RALGAPA1, whose product is annotated as Ral GTPase activating protein catalytic alpha subunit 1. The transcript is spliced from 41 exons. Gene Ontology annotation, cellular component: cytoplasm; nucleus. Gene Ontology annotation, biological process: regulation of small GTPase mediated signal transduction; positive regulation of GTPase activity. Gene Ontology annotation, molecular function: GTPase activator activity. The record is from RefSeq and is a predicted model, not a curated record. NCBI's taxonomy places the organism in Eukaryota, Metazoa, Chordata, Aves, Galliformes, Numididae. Bases 282 to 8141 code for a protein of 2619 amino acids.